Callithrix jacchus (white-tufted-ear marmoset) is the source of this 3997-nucleotide messenger RNA. It is a transcript of the gene TMEM255B, whose product is annotated as transmembrane protein 255B. NCBI's taxonomy places the organism in Eukaryota, Metazoa, Chordata, Mammalia, Primates, Cebidae. The record is from RefSeq and is a predicted model, not a curated record.
AGAAGUGGGGACCGGAGAGAGGGGAGAAGAGACGCGGACUAAAGGGAGCGAAGGGGGGAAGGGAGCGUGUGGAAGCGCGGGGGCGGGCACGGGGCGGGCACGGGGCGGCGCUGGGCGCUGGGACUGUCGCCGUCGCCGAGAGACAGCCGGGUGGACCCAGGGCCUCGGGAUGCAGCCGCCGGUGCCCACACCCCUGGCCCCGCUGGACGCCGCAGAAGGGCUUGCAAGGAGGAAGAAGACGUCACUCUGGUUUGUGGGGUCUCUGCUGCUGGUGUCCGUCCUUAUAGUGACCGUCGGGCUGGCCGCCACAACCAGGACGGAGAACGUGACCGUGGGGGGCUACUACCCUGGGAUCAUUCUUGGCUUUGGAUCCUUCUUAGGAAUUAUUGGCAUCCACUUGGUGGAGAAUAGAAGACAAAUGCUGGUGGCAGCGAUAGUGUUUAUCAGCUUUGGUGUGGUGGCCGCCUUCUGCUGUGCCAUCGUGGACGGCGUGUUUGCCGCACGACACAUUGAACCAAGGCCCCUCACCACGGGAAGAUGCCAGUUUUACUCCAGUGGGGUGGGGUACUUGUACGACGUCUACCAGACAGAGGUCACCUGUCACUCCCUGAAUGGCAAGUGCCAGCUGAAGGUGAGAAGCAACACGUGCUACUGCUGUGACCUGUACACCUGCGGGAGUGCGGAACCCUCACCCGCCUACUACGAGUUCGUCGGCGUCCACAGCUGCCAGGACGUCCUGCACCUGUACCGCCUGCUCUGGGCCUCUGCAGUUCUGAACAUUUUGGGCCUGUUCCUGGGGAUCAUCACCGCCGCCAUCCUGGGGGCCUUCAAGGACAUGGUGCCUCUGUCCCAGAUGGCCUAUGGCCCGGGCGUCCCUCCACAGACCCUCUACAACCCUGCCCAGCAGAUUCUGGCCUUCGCAGGCUUCCGCCCGACGCCCGAGCCCGUCCCGACCUGCUCAUCCUACCCUCUGCCCCUUCAGCUUGCUGGGAUGAAGUGCAGGGAGGACGUGGCAUCACAGCAGAGGAUGAGUUCCCGUCCCGUUACUAAGAAACGUGCCGUUCCUUCUCCUCUGAGGUUACUCGUGGGCAGGGCCUGUCCCUAGGGGGGCCCUGUCCAUUCAGUGGUUAACCCCGUGGUCCUGGGGUUUACUCUGUGGAUUCUGGUGAUUACUCCAUGGAUUCUGGGGGGGUUACUGCAUGGGUUCUGGGGUUUACCCCAUGGGUUCCUGUGGGGUUUACUCAAUGGAUUCUGGGGGGUUACUCCGUGGGUUCUGGGGGCUACUCCAUGGUCCUGGUGAUUUAUUCAGUGGUUCCUGGGAAUUAACUCCAUGGGCUCCUGAGGGUUUAGGCUGUGGUUCCUGGGGGAUUACUCUGUGGAUUCUGGGGGGUUACUCUGGUUCCUGGGGGAUACUCCGUGGUUCUUGGGGGCAGUUAUUCCGUGGUUCCUGGGGGUUACUCAGUGGAUUCUGGGGAUUUACUCCAUGGGUUCUAGGCAUUUACUCCAUGGAUUCUGGCAGUUUACUUGGUGGCUCCUGGAGGGUUACUCCUUGUCCUGGGGGUUUACUCCAUGGGUUCUGGGGGUUACUCCAUAGUCCUGAGGAUUUACUCCAUGGGUUCUGGGGGUUACUCCAUGGGUUCCUGGGGUUUACCCCUCAGUUUCCUUGACGGCUCAUCUGUCAUGAAGGACAGAGUGAACACUAUGGAGGUGGAAAAUGGGAGCUCCCAGCAGACUUGAUAUUCCCUAGUUUCUCACUCUGUCGCCUGUGGCUGGAAACCUGUGUGAGUUUCAGGGGUAGAAAGAAAUGAGGUUGGCAGGCAUCCCUGAGCCACUGGAUCCCACGAGCCUGGCUGUCAGCCUCAGCAUCACAGUCUCUCUGAGCAAGGGCCCCAUUCUCAGCCUUACCUACACCCGUGUAGAAAUUCUCCUCUCAGGAUCCAGAGGUCUUGCUGGCUCCCAGGGUGUCUGCAAUGCAGGGCUCUCUAGGGAGAAGCUUCUCAUGGAACCCUGCACGCCAGGGCUCAAGCAGGCAGCUGGAUUCUCGGGGGACCCUGCAUGUCGGGGCUCAGACAGGCAGCUGGGUUCACGGGGGACCCUGAACACUGGGGCUCAGGCAGGCAGCUGGAUUUUUGGGGGACCCUGCACGCCGGGGCUCAGACGGGCAGCUGGAUUUUUGGGGGACCCUACACGCUGGGGCUCAGGCAGGCAGCUGGAUUUUGGGGGACCCUGCACGCCAGGGCUCAGGCAGCUGAUUUUUGGGGGACCCUGCACACCAGGGCUCAGACAGGCAGCUGAAUUUUUGGGGGGCCCUGCACGCCGGGGCUCAGACGGGCAGCUGGGUCCUUGGCUUCUUGGGAUCCUGUGACCUGGUGCAACGUGAGCACACUGCACACUGCACAUCUGGUAGCUUGGAGUUUAAAAAACUCAGCCUGUGUUAUUUCUUAGAGUUUAUUUAAAAUUUGAUUUCAAGAAAGAGGUUUUUAGCCCCUAGAAUUUAAGGGAGAAAAAAAUAAAAGAAUUAAGAUGUGUGUUGGCAGCUGGAGGGACGCUGGAAUUGACUGAUUUCAAAUCUGUGCCGUUCCUCACCGUUCUGCUCCCACCAUCACCUGAGUGGGGCCGUGUAUGAGAGUCAGGGCUCAUGAAGGAAGCAGAGCCCACUGGGGAACGUGGGGCCCUCUCUGUGAAGAGAGCUCGAUCGGUCGAUUCUGAAUACCUGGCUGGCAACUGUGGGGCUGCAGGUGCAUGACCACAGGGAGGGGGCUGAGACUGGGGAGGGUGAUACUGCCUGGGAGUCCCAAGGCCGCUGGGCAGAGUCCAUUCCUCCUGGGGACUGCAGCCCCUUUCCUUAAGGCCUGCAGUGGAGACGAGGGGCUGUACACAAAGUCGACUGAUUACAUGUCAGUCACACCCGAAGGCGCCUCCACAGCCGCACCCAGACUGGUGUCGGAGCCCCUGGGUCAGCCACGGUGACACCGAACCAGCCACACACUGCUGGACGCAGGGGUUCCCAUGCAGGCCUUUCCUACAUGUGAAGUGUUGGGUGAUGCCUGUUGGCCCCUGGCCAUUUUGGAGUGAGGCCAGAGUCUCCCUUGCUGUGAGGAAGUGGAAUGUGCUGUGGGCCCAGCCUUCCUGGGGUGUCCACUCCGUGUGCAGCUGCGGAAGCCAAGGUUGUGCCAGUGAGGCCCCAGCCACCCUCUCCUGUUGUGCCAGGGCCAGAACUGCUCUUUCCAGUGGCCUUGGAUCUGCAGGGGGCCUGUGGGAGAGGCUCUGGGUCUGCAGGGGCCCGUGGGAGAGGCUCUGGGUCUUCAGGGGGCUGUGGGAGAGGCUCUGGGUCUGCAGGGACCCGUAGGAGGGGCUCUGGGUCUGCAGGGGGCCGUGGGAGAGGCUCUGGGUCUGCAGGGGCCCGUGGGAGAGGCUCUGGGUCUGCAGGGACCCGUAAGAGGGGCUCUGGGUCUGCAGGGGACCCGUGGGAGAGGCUCUGGGUCUGCAGGGGGCCGUGGGAGAGGCUCUGGGUCUGCAGGGGCCUGUGGGAGAGGCUCAGGAUCUGCAGGGGACCCGUGGGAGAGGCUCAGGGUCUGCAGGGGACCCGUGGGAGAGGCUCAGGGUCUGCAGGGGGCCAUGGGAGAGGCUCAGGGUCUGCAGGGGUCCGUGGGAGAGGCUCUGGGUCUGCAGGGGACCCGUGGGAGGGGCUCUGGGUCUGCAGGGGCCCGUAGGAGGGGCUCUGGGUCUGCAGGGACCCGUGGGAGAGGCUCAGGGUCUGCAGGGGGCCGUGGGAGAGGCUCAGGGUCUGCAGGGGUCCGUGGGAGAGGCUCAGGGUCUGCAGGGGACCCGUGGGAGAGGCUCAGGGUCUGCAGGGGACCCGUGGGAGAGGCUCAGGGUCUGCAGGGGCCUGUGGGAGAGGCUCUGGGUCUGCAGGGGCCUGGGGGUGUGGCCCUGACAUCUGUCUGGCUUCCUUGGGCUCCAGUGCGGGGGUCUCACCUGCUGACCCGGGACCCUC